UGGGGGCGGGCACAGCGCGCGGCGGUCUGUAACUGAUUUCUGGACUUGUGGCUGCGGCGGCGCGCGCGGAGCGGCCUGGCAGGGCAAGGGCGCCAGAGCCGGCUGGGCAGCUAGGCCUCCCCACGUCGGCCGGCCGCUGUGCCCUCGAUGCUGGUUGUGGGCUCCGCGAAGUAGAGCCGAGACUGGGCGGUGGGCGUGGUAAGAGGCUGGGGAACCCGCGCAUCCACUCAGGUAGAUGCGGCUCCGCGACGAUGGACGCCCUGGAGGAGGAAAACUUGGCGCUGUCCUUCUCCUCUGCCUCUGAUGCUGAAUUUGAUGCUGUGGUUGGAUAUUUAGAGGACAUUAUCAUGGAUGAUGAGUUCCAGUUACUGCAGAGAAAUUUCAUGGACAAGUACUACCGGGAGUUUGAAGACACAGAGGAGAACAAACUCACCUACACACCUAUUUUUAAUGAAUAUAUUUCUCUAGUGGAAAAGUACAUCGAGGAGCAGCUGCUGGAGCGGAUCCCAGGGUUCAGCAUGGCGGCCUUCACGACAACGCUACAGCACCAUAAAGAUGAAGUGGCUGGUGACAUCUUUGACAUGCUGCUCACAUUUACAGAUUUUCUGGCUUUUAAAGAAAUGUUUCUGGACUACAGAGCAGAAAAGGAAGGCCGGGGACUGGAUUUAAGCACCGGCUUAGUGGUGACAUCAUUGUGCAAAUCCUCUACUAUCCCAGCUUCCCAGAACAAUCUGCGGCACUAGGUCACGAAUGGGAUCAUUCUGGAUGUCACCAGCUUAGUAGUCUCAGAGAGAGUUUGGCUGAUGAUGACAACAACAGAAGAGUAUGUCUUGGAAAGACUGAACUGUUCUGCAGCCCUUCAUUCAUGUUAAGUAUUGAUGGGUCCAAAGCAUGACCUGACCCUCCUGGCCCCAUUUCUUCUGAAACACCUUCCUGCAUUCAGUAACCCUAGUGCUCUGCCCUGUGGGUGGUUCGCUCAGGUGCUUCUGAACCAGGCUCCAUCCCCAGCGUUUCCACCAUGCAUGCCAAUGUGGCUGUCAGCAGUGUGCAGGAGCCCACUGUUACCAGCCUCUGUCCCCACAGGCUUUGCAUGAGUCCUUUUGUGUACUCAGAGCUCUUUUUUACAUACGUCAGCAUUUCAGUCCCUCAGCUUCAGUGGGGAUUCUGUUAGGGAGUAUUAAUCCAGGAAGUCACUCAGAUGAGCCAGCCGCCAGGCCUGAGAUCUCAGAAUCUCCUGUGACCCCUAUCCUGGCUGGAGGAAGCUAGAGAUGGCCUUUACCUGAAAGCUCCACUGAACAUCCACUCCAUCUCCCGUCAGUCCUUGUAACACCAUCUUCUGCUGGUUCUGACACAGUCUCCCUGUUUCUAGAAGUCUCUUUUUAAACAUUAUUUUCAAGAAAAUAUUUUUAUAGGUGACUACUCAGGCUAACCUAGUGGAUAUGAUCUUGGAACUUCCAUGAUUACCCACUUAAAGAUCAAAGUAUUAUAUGCUGUGUGCUCGUAGUGGUCAGUGCUGUGAAGGCAAAAAUGCUUUCUACACUGGCGUGGAUGCGUGUGCUGCAAAGACUAAAGCUAUCCUGCUGUCAUAGUAAAGUCAUGCCGCUCUCCUGUCAAAGCAUGUUAACUGUGUUUCUGCACGCUUAAGUCUUUUCCAUACAAGCCACUUGGUGGCUUUCUGGUGUAGUAGAGACUGCAGUCUCUUCUUCCUGUCCAAACCUCUCCCGCCAACGUGGUGCCCCCUGUCUGGCUCAGCAUGCAUGGGGCCGGUGGCCACUAUUGGCCACCUUUCAGCUCUCACGUAACAGUGUUUGGUAGACCAUUACCGACCUGGAAACAAAUCACAUCUUUACAAAGAAGAAAAAACAGUUCAAUUCCUCGUGUGUAAUUUUGAUUUCAGUUUUUAUAGUGACAAUGAGAAUCUGUGCUUCUUUUCACUUCA
Octodon degus (degu) is the source of this 1939-nucleotide messenger RNA. RefSeq names its product ADP ribosylation factor like GTPase 2 binding protein (gene Arl2bp). Gene Ontology annotation, cellular component: mitochondrial intermembrane space. The transcript has 6 exons. Gene Ontology annotation, biological process: maintenance of protein location in nucleus; positive regulation of tyrosine phosphorylation of STAT protein. NCBI's taxonomy places the organism in Eukaryota, Metazoa, Chordata, Mammalia, Rodentia, Octodontidae. The coding region runs from base 252 to 743 and encodes 163 amino acids. The record is from RefSeq and is a predicted model, not a curated record.